Messenger RNA from Durotheca rogersii, 763 nucleotides. RefSeq lists its product as uncharacterized. The coding region runs from base 170 to 427 and encodes 85 amino acids. NCBI's taxonomy places the organism in Eukaryota, Fungi, Ascomycota, Sordariomycetes, Xylariales, Xylariaceae. The transcript is spliced from 2 exons. The record is from RefSeq and is a predicted model, not a curated record.
ACGAAACUCAGCUCGAUUCGGAAAACGACCAAGUCUCUUUGGGAAUCUUCUCUCAUCUAGGAUCUGGUACACUAGUUCUUAUUGUGGUAUAAUCACACACGAGUCUCAUCUCACCUUGUACACUUCUAUAACGACCUCAACGAAACCACCAAAACCACCAUAAAACACAAUGUCGGCCGCCAUCGCUUCCCGUGGUCAGGUUCCCCUCUCCGCCAUCCUCCGGCAAGCCUUCAAGGGCCUGCGCCAGUCGGCCCGCAUCGUUGAGGGCCCGACCGAGGCCUACCCCGUGAGUGUAGCCCCGCAGCGUGCGGACUGGGGCCGCAUCGUCAAGUCUAGGGCCGGCGUCGCCUCUGUAUACUUCCCGCUCAUGGGCACCUUCCUGACGUGGCCCUUCGUGGCCAAAUAUGCCCUCGACGGGCGCAUGUAAACCAAUAUCGUCGCCAUCAUUCCCUUUGUCGGCACACGCACACAAAAACGACAUCUAAAACAGAUCUACACACGCCACUCGGCGGAACGAAGUGCUGCAUAUGAACAUAUAUAUAUAUAUACCCUCUACUGUACAUACACAUCAACUACCCCCCCCUCCCCUUUCGGACUCUAUCGCCAGCAGUGAGCAACAAAUCGGCGGAGUGCUUUUUUCAGGAACAUCGGUUAUCUGGAGGCCCCAUCGAUGGCGUUCCGGUUUAGUAUAUUAAUUAUUAUUGUGGAGACGAGGUGGAAACGCGCAAGGGAGGGCGAAAAGGGGGAAAUCCAAGGACCGGGA